Pyrus x bretschneideri (Chinese white pear) is the source of this 963-nucleotide messenger RNA. Its product is annotated as secoisolariciresinol dehydrogenase-like. The transcript has 2 exons. The record is from RefSeq and is a predicted model, not a curated record. The coding region runs from base 23 to 853 and encodes 276 amino acids. Gene Ontology annotation, molecular function: oxidoreductase activity. NCBI's taxonomy places the organism in Eukaryota, Viridiplantae, Streptophyta, Magnoliopsida, Rosales, Rosaceae.
UCUCUCUCUCUCUCUCUGAGCAAUGGCAUUCUCCUCAGUACUCUCGGCGGUCCCAAGAAGGCUGGAGGGAAAGGUGGCUCUGAUAACCGGAGGAGCCAGUGGCAUUGGAGAAUGCACAGCCAAAAUCUUUGUCCAGCAUGGGGCCAAAGUCGUCAUUGCAGAUAUCCAAGAUGAUCUGGGCCAUUCGGUUCGCGAGUCCAUCGGGCCAUCGGACUGCACGUUCGUCCACUGUGAUGUCACAGAUGAAGCCCAAAUAAAAGAUGCCGUACACAAAGCCGUUGCCACAUACGGAAAACUAGACAUCAUGUUCAACAACGCAGGCGUAGUUGACCCAAACAAAGCCCGAAUCAUCGACAAUGAAAAGGCAGAUUUCGAGCGCGUGCUUAGCAUAAAUGUCACCGGAGUUUUCCUCGGCAUAAAGCAUGCUGCCCAAGCCAUGAUUCCUGCGCGGACGGGCAGCAUAAUUUCAAGUGCUAGUAUAAGUUCAUAUGUUGGUGGUGCAGCCUCACAUGCAUAUUGUUGUUCCAAGCAUGCAGUUAAUGGCUUGACAAAAAAUGCAGCCGUUGAGUUAGGUCAGUUCGGGAUCCGAGUGAACUGCUUGUCGCCGUACGCGCUCGCAACGCCGUUGGCUCGGAAUUUUGUGGGGGUUGAGGAUGAGGAGCUUGAGAAUGUGAUGGGAUCUCUAGCCAACUUGAAGGGCGUGACACUUAAGGCGGUGGAUGUGGCAAAUGCAGCUCUAUAUUUGGCAAGUGAUGAGGCUAGGUAUAUUAGUGGGCAUAAUCUCUUGAUAGAUGGGGGUUUCAGCAUCCUUAAUCCCUCUUUCGAAAUGUUUCAGUACCCUCAAGAGCCUUGAUCUUUUUUUCUUUUUGGUUUUUCAAAAAAGGGAUCAGUUGAUGGUCUUGUCAUGAUAGUUUAUCCUCCAAAGCCUUGAUCUGUUCAACUGCUAUAGAUUUUUUUUUUUUC